Molecule: messenger RNA, 753 nt
Organism: Acanthosepion pharaonis
Lineage: Eukaryota; Metazoa; Mollusca; Cephalopoda; Sepiida; Sepiidae
Source: the annotation of a GenBank genome assembly
AUGUAUUAUUAUUCUUUUUGCAGGCUCUCUUUGUCACUCUCUUUUUCUCUCUCCCCACUCUCUCUCUCUCUCUCUCUCUCUCUCUCUAUCUAUCUAUCUAUCUAUCUAUCUAUCUCUACUUUUUGUUCAUAUCGAUCUAUCUGCUUUUAUCAAUAUAACUGUUUUUGUCUAUCUAUCUAUCUAUCUAUCUAUCUAUCUAUCUAUCUAUCUAUCUAUCUAUCUAUCUCACUGGUUCUAUCUAUCUAUCUAUCUAUCUAUCUAUCUAUCUAUCUAUCUAUCUAUCUAUCUAUCCAGUUUGUUCAUAUCUAUUUACCUAACCGUAGUUUUAAUAUCUAUCUAUCUGCAAUUACUGUUUCUAUUCUCCCAUUUCUUUUCAUUGAUUAUUUGAGGUUUUUAAUUUUUCUUGAUCGUUUUUCUCAAUUCCACCCUACACCGCCCCCCCCAGCGCCUCUCUCCUUUCUCGUUACCCUUAUGACCAUCUUUGUUCCCGUUCCUCACGCGCAGAAAUGUUCAAACUCUAUCUGUAAAGCUCUCUUCGUUAGGCCUAUUUUCUUUUUCUUCUUUUUCCCGCCCUCAUCAACAUCUUCCCCUGCCCCCACUCCUUUUAAUUCACUUUUACCUUUUCUUUGUUUCACUUUUCCUACUACCAUCAAAACGCCCCCCACCUCCACCGUCCGCGCCUUCUUAUUAUCAUCCCACACCUCGAUCUUCGGGAUUUUCCUUCUUUGCAAUUGUUCCGAAGGAGGAAUUUAA